UAGUGUUCACGCAUUAUGUGCAUGUGUGCGCGUGUGUGUGAACCCGUAAUCCUGAGUUUUCAGUAAGGAACCAAACAUUUCGACUUGUUAGUGCGCCAACAAUUAUUGAAGCAAUUAAAUAACAGUGGGACCCUGUUUUUUCUUGGUGCUGGUAAUCCAUUCUACGGAUUAACUUUGCCGGGAGCCAGACUGUUAUUAACAAACGAAUCUGAAAGCACGUAAGCUUGGAUUCAGUGAAGCAUAACAUAACAUCCUGGCACAGCAUUCAUUUGUGAAUCCUGGAGCCUAACCUUAGAUGGAUCUGGGUGCCUUUUUCAGUUUUUAUAGGUCUUACUGGAAGAGGCUGCAUUGAGGAAUAUUUCUUGAAUAAAAUUGUACAGUUGACUGUUGUCCUUGGGCAGAUCCUCUUUGCGGAUUAAUCAAACAUGCCACCAAAUUCACCAUUUAAUUUAAUUAAUAAACACAAGGCCAUAUUAUACAUAGGUAAAUAAUAUACAUCGCAUAAGUUGCCAUUUCAUUCGAUAUAUUUGUUUUAUCUGAGUCAUGUCACCCCCAUUACUAAAGUCGAUUGACAGUUUACAGUAAAAGUACCUCUGCUGCCCACUUUGAAAGGUUUCCCCAUUCCUUUUUGCGUGUGUGUGUUUUUUGUUAAGUCAGCAAUGUCAGGAGGUCACUUUUGCCAUUAGCCUUGAUGAUUGUCGAAUUUCCUGACUGUGCCAUGCUGGUGCGAUAAUGUGUCCAUUGCUUGUGUAGCUGUGCGAGACUGGGAGACAAGAGGGCCGCUCAUCAAAACAGAGCAUGGAGAAGAGAGCGCCGGCUGGAGACCAUGCAGUGAUGGGAGCCUGUGCCGAGGUGGAGGUGGAACUGGGAGACAUGAAUGAAGCAGGGAGCGGCAGGCUGGCAUGCGGCAUCUGCGGGCGGAGGUUUAUGAACCGGAACUCGCUGCGGCGACACAUGCUGCUGCACGAGGGAGACGUGGGCACCAAGAAGCACCAGUGCCGGCUGUGCCCGUACGCCACGGAGCUUGCCACUGAGCUGCACCAACACGAGAAGGCACACGCCGUGGGGCGCGUGCAUGCAUGCGGAGAGUGUGGCAGGGACUUCGUGAUGGCCUCGCAGCUCAGGGCUCACCUCAGAGUUCACGCAGAGGGUAUGCGCAGCAGGUGUGAGGAUGGAGUGAAGACGACUACGCUGUCACCAAACCCCGACAGCCCCGUGCACAUCGACCUCGCAGGCGACAGAGCACAGUUGUCUUCAAGCGGCAAGCGGAGGAAUCUCAUGCCCACUUUGGACAAGAAGGUGCAGGUUAUCAAGAGGUUCAACAAUGUUGAUACUGCGUCCCACCUUGCUGCUGAGCAUGGCUGCGGUAAAAAUACUGCUCAUCACCUUCACCCCAGCAGGGACAAAAUCCUGUCGCACGUGUCAUCAUCUAACAGCACAGAAGGGCCCUUGCGAAGGAACAGCACAAAGACUGCUGUCGUGCAGCAGUUGGACUCGGCACUUUUCUCCUGGUUCAAGCAGAGACAAGCCGCGGGCAAGUCCAUCUCAAGCCGUGCGGUUGUCGAGAAGGCCCAGCAGUUGCACCGUGAUCUUGGAAUAAGUGAGCCCCUCAAUGUUGGGUGUGGGUGGCUGCACCGUUUUAUGCACCGACAUGGCAUUCAUGGCCUGAAUCCUCAACCAGAAAGAUUCUCCACUGAAGAUUGUGCCACGUCCGCCUUUUGUAGGCGGUUCCUUAGGCUGGUAGAUGCACACGCCCUGGUGCCGGAUCAGUUGUAUGGAGCCACAGAGUUGGAAUUGCACUGGAAGGGUGUCUCAGUGGCUGGCACGGCGAUGGCUGCUCCUGACUUUAUUGAUGAUGAGGAGCCGAUUGCUGUGUUAUGCUGUGCAAAUGCAGCUGGAACUCAUCGGCUCCCUCUGGCAUUUAUUGGUCGAGCUAGCAAGAGUAGGGUCCUUAAUGGUCUGAACGAGGGGUUCCUGCCAGCUGUCUACUUCCAGCAGAACCCUACGCAGUCUUACAGUGACAUCUGCAUGACCUGGUUUCACCACAACUUCAUCCCUGCCGUGAAAGACCACCUUAGUACACAGGGUUUGGCCCACAAAGCUGUCCUGGUCCUGACAGAUACACCAUCCCACCCUGAAGCACACCCCCUGCAUUCAGUAUCAAAUAACUGCCAUAUUUUCGCAGUGUACAUGCCACCAAGCGUAGCACUGAAGCUUCAGCCCAUGGAACAGGGUGUUGUACAGAGCCUCCAUCAACAUUACAUGUGCGGCCUGCUUAGCAAACACUCGGAAGAUACGUUAACCUCCCCAAAGGAGCACAUAGUGAUGGACGUGCUGCUUGGAGCCGUGGCCGCAUGGACGCAGAUAGAAACAGCGACGCUUAUGGCCUCCUGGCGUGAGCUCUGGCCCAGCGGUGAGAAGCUCACAGCUUUCAAUCCGGCGCAACUUGAGAAUGGACAUCGACAUGAGGCAACGAACAUGGCACUUCUCCAUUGGCAGACAGGGAAGACACUAGGGUGCAGAGAUGGAUAUGAGGAAAACAUGCAGACUGGGUGCACCUGGGAUGACAAUCAGCCCAGCUACAAACUUCCCAAAGAUGAGGACGGAGCAGGGGAAAAUUAUGGUCAUACAGAUUAUAGUGCUAGUUGCUUUCAUAAUAAAACUAGUGGCAUUGUGCUAGAUGGGCAUUGUGUGGCUAACAUUACUGGAGAAAAUUACGAGCAUGUAGCAGAGCAGAAUCGUGGCGAGGAUGUCAAUGGGGAUGAUGAGGUUAAUGAAGAUGAUGACCCUCCUGCCCAGAAUGAAGUCAGUGCAAGGAGUGCCCUUAUGGCUCUGGAAACAGUGAUGCAGUUUCUGGAGCAACAGCCAGACACGGACCACCAGGAGAUGGUGCAGCUCCUCGGCACCCGCCGCAAGAUCAAAUCCAAACUCUCCGUGUCUUUACGCAAGGAAGCCAUCAGGCGUUUGCUUCACGGUCAUGGACACCUACGCCCAGGAAAGUCUCCUCGUUCUGGCCCGCAUUGUUCGACUACGAUGAGCUUAUAGAGGCCAAACAUCCAAUUACACGGCUAUCUCACUAAUGUUGCAGUAUCCCUUUGCCCGACUCCCAUUUCGAAUCAUAUAUUCCUGAUCGCAUAUCGUCUCGAUGAAACAGUGUUUCAUUGUGAACAGUUGUAAUUGUAUAUAUAUUAAUUAUGGCCUUGGUAUAACAGCUUGGAUAACUGGCUCACUUUUGACUGAAUAAUAUGCCAUUUCAUUGUGAAAUACAAAUAUGGCUUUUGAUAAAAGGGCACACAUCAUAGAGAAAUGCAAGUUGAAAAUUAUAGUGAGUGACAAAAAGAGGAGCAGUUGGAUCAUGAAAUAAAUAUAAAUUUGAGACAUCAGAUGCACUAUUCAGACAAAUAUAUGGAUUUUGGCACAACAAAACUACGAUGCAAUGCUGACUGAUGGGUGAGACGCGUGAAGGAAUAGCAAGGAAGGGAAACGUGCCCGAGAAGAAGACUACUGUGGAGAUGGAGCAUUGCGAAGGCUGCCGAUGAUGAUGGAAUCGCUCUUAUUGGUUGAAGUAUAUGUUAGCUUUUUAAAUGUAAUGAAUAAUCAAUUAUAUAUGGAUCAGGAAAAAUGUGGCGGACUUAAUAAGAAUCUAAAGCUUAAAAUUGUUCAAUCAAGGAGACUCUUGAAGUCACUUUGAGCAUUAGUUACAUAAUCAGAUCUUUAUAUGGAUCAUUCAGUGGUAUUCCACUCUUUAAUCAAACCAUCUAGUUUGGCAUGUUAGUGAGAGAUUUUCAUUGGCAGUGCAAGGUGAACAAUGUAGCACGUGGGGGGUUUUUUGGUUAAAGUUGUCUCCAGGUGCAUUGACCAUGGGUGGCACUGCACUAAUCUCCUGUUUACAGCCCUGAGCCAGCGGUAUGAUCCUACAUUUCUAUGGUGGGUGCAAAUGUAAUUAUCAUAGGCCAACUGUUGAUGAAUUCCCCACAAUUGUUAAUGGGAGAGGUGACAUGGCCAAGUUGUGGCUGGGUUCGAUUGUUGCAACGGUUUUCGGUAAUACUGAAGGCAUUAACCAAAAAUACGCACCGUCUACUUUACAGUGGACGUUGAGAGUCAAAGCUAUGUGCACCAGUGUCGUGCUCUGAACUUUCCAGAAUUGAAUAAUUAAUCACACAUUUUUAAUUGGGAUUAAAGUACCAACAGAAACAUUGCCUCCGACCGGCAGACGAAUGCCCACUUGCAGGCUGGUGCUGCGUCACCUUGUGUCGCACACAGACAGCUGUCUUCAGGGGGGUUUCUCCGCAAGGAUAAAAAAAGAAAACUACCUCUGGGCAUUGGAAUGGUUGAGAUGAGACAUUGUGUCAUGUGCAUUUGGAUGUUGGGUCAAGCACCCAAUAAAUGGGAAUCUUUUAUGUAGGAAAAUAAUAAAUACAUUGGUAUAGCCUCAUGCGUUUUUCUUUUAUCUGACCCGCCCAAUUGCUUCAGAAAAUUGAGAGUCGACGAUGUAUCUGUAUUUAAACAUGAUUUAAUUGUACGUGUGCUUUUCCCCCCAAAUUUCUACUUUUUAAAUGUUAUUUGAGCUUUUGUUAUAGUUGUAUUGGGUUUUUAUAGAAUGUAUUUCACCGGGUUACAAUAAGAUGAUACCAAAAUUGUAAUGUAACAGAUGCAAAGUAACAGAGAUGUGCAUAAUUAUGAAUACGUGCAUCACUCAUAAAUGAUUUACUUAAAUCAAUUUAACUGCAUUGAUUUAUUUAAUUUUCAAAUACUUAGUUCUAAGGGUUAACUCUUGAGUAAUCAAUAAAGUAAUUCCGGAUGUAUGUUUUGGUGCUUAUUACAUGGAUAGUGUUAAUUAUUCUGCUGCUUUGUGCAUCCACACCUUUAGGACUGGAUUCUAAUGAGUUUUGCAUAUUAAACGCAUAUUUAAGUAA
Messenger RNA from Petromyzon marinus (sea lamprey), 4916 nucleotides. Lineage: Eukaryota; Metazoa; Chordata; Hyperoartia; Petromyzontiformes; Petromyzontidae. The record is from RefSeq and is a predicted model, not a curated record.